AUGGGUCACGUUGCUCAUAGGUGUUUUUACAGAUAUGACUCCACUUAUGAUGAUGAGCCUUACCCAUCUAGAACUCAUUUUGUGCCCUCUACAGUUUAUCAACCCACUUUCCAACCAUUUGUUGUUUCGAGUGAAGGAACUCCAACUGCUCUGCAAGCUUCUGUUGCUUCUACCAUAGCCACAACUAGUAUUGUUACUGAUCCGCUAUGGUACCCCGAUAGUGGUGCUACUACUCACAUGACUAAUGAUCCAGUCAAGUUCACCAACUACAACUUCUACAUUGGUCAAGGUAAAGUAAUUGUUGGAAAUGGUAAUUACACCUCUAUUUCUCAUAUUGGUGAAUCCUCUAUUUCUUCUGGUUCUCACAACUUCUCCAUUAACAAUCUGCUCUAUGAUCUGAUGACUCACAGGGUUUUGCUCCAAGGCAUUGAGUCUAAUGGGUUGUACCAGUUGUUGCCCACGUCCUCUAACGAAGGAUACAAAUAUGUUGACAAGACUGGUCGAGUUUACAUUUCCAGACAUGUUCAGUUUGAUGAAGGUGUUUUUCCUUAUGUUAGACUUUCUUCGGUUCCUUCAGUUACCAAUUCCAAUGGUUCAAAAUCCUUGUCUACUUUACCAAUUAUUAUAAUACUUCCUCAUAUUGCUUCUCAUCACUCUUUAGACAAUACGACCAUUGGUUUUGCCGUGUCUCCCUCGAUUGCUGCUCAUAUUGAGAGUUCCCAACCACCAUCUUCUAUAAACUCAAAUAUUUUUGGUGACAAUGAUCUGUUUCCAAAUCCCUCUAUACCUGAUGAUCAAAAUACGUCGUCAUCCGAUUUUGCUCCUUAUCUCUCUCCUAGCAACACCCAUCACAUGUUCACUAGGAGCAAGGCUGAUGUAAAUGAUUGUUUAAGACUAAAGAACCCUGAUGAGAGUGUUGCUCACAACAAGGUCAGACUCAUCCCUCAAGCCUUCUCCCAGAUUGUUGGCAUGGAUUAUCACGAAACCUUUAGCCCUGUUGUCAAGGCUAACAAGGUAAGAACAUUGUUUGCCUUAGUCGUGUCAAGUAAGUGGAAGAUUAGGCAGGUUGAUGUCAAUAACGUCUUCUUAAAUGGCUUGACUGAGGAAGUCUUUAUGCAACAACCACCAGGUUUCGAGGUAGUAGAUGAAAAUGAUUUGGAACCUCUUAGCUAUUUUCUUAGAAUUGAAGUAGCUAAGCAUGGUGACAGUAUGCAUAUUUCUCAGCAGAAGUAUGCCCGAGAAUUAUUAGAUAAGGCAGAUAUGGGAAAUGCAAAAUCAAUUUCUACACCUAUGGAAGAUUGUUGGAGGUCUCCAGUAUCUCUACAUGACAGGGCUAGAAAUUACGUUAUGUAUUUGCCUUCUGAUGUCCAUUGGACUGUUGUUACAAGAAUUUUGAGGUUGCAAGUGAACUAUGUCUCUAGACAUGAUCAAGUAGCUGAUAUCUUGACAAAACCAUUGACUACUAGAAGUUUUUCCAAGUUUCGAGACAGGUUAAAUGUUGUUGCUCUCAAAGAACUUCAACAUCGCAAUGCAGGGGGAAUAUUAGGAAAAAUGAAUAACAAAUACAAUGACCAGCACAACUCAUCCAAUUAUCCAUAG
This is a messenger RNA of Gossypium arboreum, 1599 nucleotides long. RefSeq lists its product as uncharacterized. The transcript is spliced from 8 exons. Lineage: Eukaryota; Viridiplantae; Streptophyta; Magnoliopsida; Malvales; Malvaceae. The coding region runs from base 1 to 1599 and encodes 532 amino acids. The record is from RefSeq and is a predicted model, not a curated record.